CCGCCGGCCGGACCACCGAUCCCAGGGGGCCCCGCGGCGCCGCGCACGCGCACUGGCGAGGGGGCAGCGCCGCCGCAGGAGGCAGGGAAACCGACUGGCGAUCUGUGGCGGCGGCUGGGCGGCGGUGGCAGUUCGCAGCGAGGGCGACGGCUCGGAGGCCGAGCGGCCGUCCGGCGGGGACCUGGGCGCCGUCCUCCGCAUGACCUCCUCGGUAUGUCUGUGACAAGUGUGUAUUGUGUCAUGGAAGACCAGAAGAAGGUGUCAGAUUCCCUGGGACUGGAGUUACAGACAGCAGUGAGCUUCCGUUUGGAACUGAACCUGGGUCCUCUGAAUGAGCAGCCAAUGCUCUUAACCAAAUUUGAAGGAGUUGAGAUUCUUUAUAUAGUCCUGAAGUCCAACUAAAACUUACCUUGCCAGAUAGUGGGAAGCUUCCCAAGAGAACUUGACAAUGUCUGCACUCUGAUUUACAUGUGAAAGGAAAAAACUGACUGCACAGAAUUGCUCUCUGAUCCUCUGUGGACACUGUGGCAUGUGCCAGACUGCCAAUACAUUGAUGAUGAUGGUGAUGAUCCUGCUGCUGCUGAUGAUAAAUUUGAGAUGUUUCCCUAAUUGGCUGACCUGGAAUGUUCUAUGUACACCAAACUGGUCUUGAACUUACCUGCCUCUACCUCCUGAGUGCUAGAAAUAAAGUGAUCAGCCUUUGUACCUUUUCCGAAUUCAAAGAUGGUGAAGCUAGAUAUCCACACUCUGGCCCACCACCUCAAACAGGAGCGCUUGUACGUGAGCUCUGAGAAACAGCUCAUUCAGAGGCUAAACGCAGAUGUGCUGAAGACAGCUGAAAAGCUGUAUCGAACGGCGUGGAUUGCAAAGCAACAGAGGAUUAAUUUGGAUCGUCUUAUUAUAACCAGUGCUGAAGCGUCCCCUGCUGAGUGUUGCCAGCAUGCCAAGAUUUUGGAAGAUACACAGUUUGUUGAUGGAUAUAAGCAAUUGGGAUUUCAGGAAACAGCUUAUGGAGAAUUCUUGAGUCGGUUAAGAGAAAAUCCUCGUCUUAUUGCCUCCUCUUUGGUUGCUGGAGAAAAACUCAAUCAAGAGAACACACAAAGCGUUAUCUACACAGUUUUUACCUCCUUGUAUGGCAACUGUAUUAUGCAAGAAGAUGAAAACUACCUCCUUCAGGUUUUACGAUACUUGAUUGAAUUUGAACUGAAAGAAAGUGACAACCCCAGGCGGCUUUUGAGGAGAGGAACUUGUGCCUUCAGCAUCUUAUUUAAACUGUUUUCUGAAGGACUGUUUUCUGCCAAACUUUUUCUUACGGCUACUUUACACGAGCCCAUCAUGCAGCUCCUUGUGGAAGAUGAAGACCAUCUGGAAACAGACCCUAACAAGCUAACGGAGAGGUUCUCCCCAGCGCAGCAGGAAAAGCUCUUUGGAGAGAAAGGCUCAGACAGAUUCAGGCAAAAGGUUCAAGAGAUGGUGGAUUCCAAUGAGGCCAAACUGGUGGCUUUGGUGAACAAAUUUAUUGGCUAUCUCAAACAGAACACUUACUGCUUUCCACAUAGUCUGAGGUGGAUUGUGUCACAGAUGUACAAAACUCUCUCUUGUGUAGACAGACUGGAGGUCGGGGAAGUCAGAGCCAUGUGCACCGAUCUUCUGUUGGCUUGCUUCAUUUGUCCCGCAGUUGUCAAUCCAGAGCAGUAUGGAAUAAUAUCUGAUGCUCCUAUCAAUGAGGUGGCGAGAUUUAACUUGAUGCAGGUCGGCCGCCUUCUGCAGCAGUUAGCAAUGACUGGCACCGAAGAAGGAGAUCCUCGGACCAAAAACAGCCUUGGAAAAUUUGACAAAAGCUGUGUCGCUGCUUUCCUUGAUGUCGUGAUUGGGGGCCGCGCAGUGGAGACUCCACCAAUGAACUCCGUUAAUCUUCUGGAAGGCUUGAGCAGAACUGUGGUUUAUAUAAGUUACAGUCAGCUUAUUACUCUGGUGAACUUUAUGAAGAGUGUGAUGUCUGGAGACGAGCUGAAGGAAGAUAGAAUGGCUCUUGACAGCUUGUUGGCAAGCCUGCCCCAGGCUAAGCCAGGGAAGAGCAGCAGUCUAGACGUCACCCCCUACAGCACUCCUCAGAUGUCUCCAGCAGCCACCCCAGCCAACAAAAAGAACCGGUUACCUAUAGCAACUCGGAGCAGAAGCCGAAGUAAUAUGCUAAUGGACUUACAUAUGGACCAUGAAGGGUCAUCUCAAGAAACCAUCCAGGAGGUACAACCAGAAGAAGUGCUGGUCAUUUCCUUAGGGACAGGUCCCCAACUUACUCCAGGGAUGAUGUCAGAAAAUGAGGUCCUAAACAUGCAGCUCUCAGAUGGAGGACAAGGAGAUGUCCCUGUUGAUGAAAACAAACUCCACGGUAAACCUGACAAAACCUUGCGCUUUUCCCUCUGCAGUGAUAAUCUGGAAGGCAUAUCUGAAGGCCCUUCUAAUCGCUCCAAUUCAGUAUCUUCUCUUGACCUGGAAGGAGAGUCUGUGUCUGAACUUGGGGCUGGACCUUCUGGGAGUAAUGGAGUAGAAGCCCUGCAGCUGCUAGAACACGAGCAAGCUACAACUCAAGAUAAUCUUGAUGAUAAACUGAGGAAGUUUGAGAUUCGUGACAUGAUGGGACUAACAGAUGAUAGGGACAUAUCAGAGACAGUGAGUGAGACCUGGAGCACCGAUGUCCUGGGAAGUGACUUUGACCCGAACGUGGAUGAAGAUCGUUUACAAGAGAUUGCAGGUGCAGCAGCAGAGAAUGUGUUAGGCAGUUUGCUGUGCCUCCCAGGUUCAGGGUCAGUUCUCCUUGACCCUUGCACUGGCUCUACCAUAUCAGAGACCACAAGUGAAGCUUGGAGUGUAGAGGUAUUGCCAAGUGACUCAGAGGCUCCAGACUUAAAGCAGGAGGAGCGGCUUCAAGAGCUUGAGAGCUGUUCUGGACUGGGCAGCACGUCUGAUGAUACGGAUGUCAGGGAGGUCAGUUCCCGCCCCAGCACACCAGGCCUCAGUGUUGUGUCCGGUAUAAGUGCUACAUCAGAGGAUAUUCCCAAUAAGAUUGAAGACCUGAGGUCUGAGUGCAGCUCUGAUUUUGGGGGUAAAGAUUCUGUAACUAGUCCAGACAUGGAUGACAUAGCCCAUGGUGCCCACCAGCUGACCUCUCCUCCCUCGCAGUCAGAGUCUCUGCUUGCCAUGUUUGAUCCACUGUCUUCACACGAAGGGGCCUCUGCUGUGGUAAGGCCGAAGGUUCACUAUGCCCGACCCUCGCACCCACCCCCGGAUCCUCCAAUCCUGGAAGGUGCAGUGGGAGGGAAUGAGGCCAGGCUGCCCACCUUUGGUUCUCACGUUUUAACCGCAGCUGAAAUGGAGGCAUUCAGGCAGAGGCAUUCUUACCCUGAGAGACUGGUUCGCAGCAGGAGCUCUGACGUAGUGUCUUCUGUGCGGCGGCCCAUGAGUGACCCCAGUUGCAACCGCCGUUCUGGGAACGAUGAGCUCCCUCCAGCUGCAGCCACGGGUGCUACUUCUUUGAUGGCUGCACCUCAUUCGUCAUCUUCUUCUCCGAGUAAGGACUCUUCAAGAGGAGAGGCUGAAGAGCGCAAGGAUAGUGAUGAUGAGAGAUCAGACAGGAGCAGGCCUUGGUGGAGAAAACGCUUCGUGUCAGCUAUGCCUAAAGCUCCUAUACCAUUUAGAAAGAAAGAAAAACAAGAAAAAGACAAAGAUGAUCUGGGGCCUGACAGAUUCUCAACACUCACAGAUGAGCCCAGCCCUAGGCUCAGUGCACAGACUCAGGUUGCUGAAGAUAUUCUGGACAAAUAUCGGAACGCCAUUAAACGGACCAGCCCCAGUGAAGGAGCAAUGGCCAAUGACGAGAGUGCAGAGGUCAUGGGUGAUGGUGAAAGUGCUCAGGACUCUCCCCGGGAUGAAGCACUGCAGAACAUCUCUGCCGACGACCUCCCAGACUCUGCCAGCCAAGCCGCCCACCCCCAGGAUGCUGCUUUCUCUUACAGAGACGUAAAAAAGAAGCUGAGGCUUGCUCUCUGCUCUGCGGACUCGGUGGCCUUUCCAGUGCUAACCCACUCGACAAGGAACGGACUGCCUGACCACACAGACCCAGAAGACAAUGAAAUUGUAUGCUUCUUAAAAGUUCAAAUAGCUGAAGCAAUUAAUUUACAAGAUAAGAACUUAAUGGCUCAACUUCAAGAAACAAUGCGUUGUGUGUGCCGCUUUGACAAUAGGACUUGUAGGAAGCUGCUGGCAUCCAUUGCUGAAGACUACAGGAAAAGAGCCCCAUAUAUUGCUUAUCUCACCCGCUGUCGACAAGGACUGCAGACCACACAGGCUCACUUGGAAAGGCUCUUGCAAAGAGUUUUGCGGGACAAAGAGGUGGCCAAUCGGUAUUUUACCACUGUGUGUGUACGGUUACUGCUUGAGAGCAAAGAAAAGAAGAUCAGGGAGUUCAUUCAAGACUUUCAGAAACUUACUGCCGCUGACGAUAAAACUGCUCAAGUGGAGGACUUUCUGCAGUUUCUGUAUGGUGCGAUGGCUCAGGAUGUCAUAUGGCAGAACGCCAGUGAGGAGCAGCUGCAGGAUGCCCAGCUGGCCAUCGAGCGCAGUGUGAUGAAUCGGAUCUUCAAGCUUGCUUUCUACCCUAACCAGGACGGGGACAUUCUCCGUGACCAGGUUCUGCAUGAACACAUCCAGAGACUGUCAAAAGUGGUGACUGCCAACCACAGAGCCCUGCAGAUUCCAGAGGUUUAUCUUCGUGAGGCCCCGUGGCCAUCAGCACAGUCAGAGAUCAGGACAAUAAGUGCUUACAAGACUCCGCGGGACAAAGUGCAGUGCAUCCUGAGGAUGUGCUCCACCAUCAUGAACCUCCUCAGUCUGGCCAACGAGGACUCUGUCCCUGGGGCAGAUGACUUUGUCCCUGUGCUGGUGUUCGUGCUGAUAAAGGCCAACCCGCCCUGCCUGCUGUCCACUGUGCAGUACAUCAGCAGCUUCUACGCCAGCUGUCUGUCUGGAGAGGAGUCCUACUGGUGGAUGCAGUUCACAGCCGCCGUGGAGUUUAUUAAAACCAUCGAUGACAGGAAGUGACCAAGACCAGGUCCACCAAGGCAUCGGACUGUUGCCAGGAAACAGAUCUCUAAGACAGUGUGAAGAUUGUUUUGUCUAAUAUGUACAGCUUCCAGACGUUUCCACUGGCUCUUCCCAAGCAGAUUAACAAGCUAACACGCUGGUUCUCUCUCCUUUCAACCUUCCUGAGUUGCGUAUUUUAUUUCUUGUCCCCAAGUAGAGAGUAGUACUGCAAAAGGGACCAUGUUUUUUCCAGGUGUUUUAAAAUAUUAAAAAAAAAAAAAAAAAAAAACCCAGAAUCUUUUAGGAAACGUCCAGAUCUCCUUUCAUGGGUCCCUAUUUGUCCCUUUCAUUUUAGAAAGAACAGUGUGUGUCUUGUAAGACCCUGUCUCACAGCAUUGGAGCAGGAGGCCAGCUGCACUGAGGGUUUCAGGAGUGUACGCUACAGCCCUUCCCAUAGAUACACUCUCCUGAGUCGAAAGUGAAGAAGGAAAUGUAAAUAUAAUAUAUAUUUAUAUUUGAUGUAAUAUGGGCAUCUUCAGACUCUAAUAAACAAGGACAGUUGCUGAGAGUAGGCUGUGAUAUUCCCUCUUGUGAAAUGGUUUCCUUGACAAAAUUUAAGCUGAGCUUAAAAGCAAAACCAGAAAUAUUUAUUAGUGUGUAAUAGUUCAUUACUCUCCAUGUGUGGAGUUUGCUGGGGAAGUCAUGUAGGCAUGUGCCACCGUGGACAUGUGUUGAGCCUGCACACCAGGACAGACCCUGUCAUGCAUUACAUAGGACGAGCAGUUCAUGGCCAGGUGUGCCAUGCCCUUUGCCCCUACACACUUGAGUAGAAGCCACAGACAGGGUCCCUUUCAGACCCUUAAUUGUCAUCUGUUUUUGAUGAUUAUUCACAUUGAAUGCACAGACCAGGAAUUCAGUGAAUGUCAUUUUUUAAAACUAAUUUGUAUCGUCUGCUCUACUGAUCCAGGUUUUACUAGUGUUAAACUAUUUUGAUCAGCCACACUAUUCUUAUGUGAAAAAAAAAAUCUAUUUUGGCAGGUUUCUGUGCCUUUAUUGCCCUCUUCUGGAAAAAAAAAAAGUGUUUCCGUAGUUUGGUUUGCAUUGUACAUCAGCAGUUAAUCAGAAUGGGCUUUGGUGCUGGAGAAGCUGGCCGAGGACCCACACCAAAGCCUCAAGCACAAGUCUUGUACAUAGGCCGUCACUGGCUGGUUCCACCUUGUGUGUUCCUGACUGUGAUCAGCUGUUCUGAAAAAUGCCGCGAUCCCACACUGUCAUGUCCCUUGUUGCUGGCAGCAGUGCAGGCAUCUUGUAAGGGACCUGUGCCACAGACACGAGCAGAUGGGUAGAGAACUCGGCCACACUGUGCCAAAGGAAGCUGGGCUUCUUCAUGUUUUCACCUCUUCCCGCCCCUGAAAACCCCAUAGGAAUUUACACAGGAAUGUGGGUGUGCUGUCUGCCUUUAGGGGGGAUCAAAACGAGAGCCACAAAAUAUACUUUCAAAUGUUGGGUCAGGAAAGCCAUGUUCUUCGUGGGCUGUCAUUGUCAACCUCACCUUGGUGUCAGACGAUCCAUCCCAUCAUACGUACAUUGCAAGCCAAGCUAUGGCAUGGUUCGGCGAUGAGGUGGGGUCUGACAUCUGCUUCAGCAUUGGAUGUUAAGUCAACAGAAGAUUUUUGAAUAGUUAAAAUUCAUUGUUAAUGGGACUUAACUUGUAAAUCAAUGAGAGAUUUCUCUCUCUCUAUGUGUAAUGGUAGCUAAACAUAUUCCAUGUUACCACUGUGGAAAUAAACAUGAAGAUGUGGA
Messenger RNA from Alexandromys fortis (reed vole), 6885 nucleotides. RefSeq names its product GTPase activating protein and VPS9 domains 1 (gene Gapvd1). Gene Ontology annotation, molecular function: guanyl-nucleotide exchange factor activity; small GTPase binding. Gene Ontology annotation, cellular component: cytosol; endocytic vesicle. The transcript has 29 exons. NCBI's taxonomy places the organism in Eukaryota, Metazoa, Chordata, Mammalia, Rodentia, Cricetidae. The coding region runs from base 724 to 5100 and encodes 1458 amino acids. Gene Ontology annotation, biological process: regulation of GTPase activity; vesicle-mediated transport. The record is from RefSeq and is a predicted model, not a curated record.